This is a messenger RNA of Gopherus flavomarginatus (Mexican gopher tortoise), 2586 nucleotides long. RefSeq names its product cytidine deaminase (gene CDA). The transcript is spliced from 5 exons. Gene Ontology annotation, molecular function: cytidine deaminase activity; zinc ion binding. The record is from RefSeq and is a predicted model, not a curated record. Lineage: Eukaryota; Metazoa; Chordata; Testudines; Testudinidae. The coding region runs from base 501 to 980 and encodes 159 amino acids. Gene Ontology annotation, cellular component: cytosol.
UCCUCAGCCCCAGCUUGCUCCCACAGAGGUACGGUAGUGGGGAGACAGACUGUCCAGGGUGGAGAAGGCCAGCUCCAUUGCAGAGAGAGGAGAGGCUGAAGAGAAAGAGAGAUCAGGUGCACUGAAUUGCUCUGGACGCAUCUCAUGGAGACAGCGUGCACACCAGUGCAGAGAUACUGGUGAAAACGUACAGCACGUGGCCUCACAGGCUGCCCAUGAAUCCACCCUGUCCUACACACUCUCAGGGAGAAUGCAGCCAGGUCUGGGAACGCUCACUCGCACUUUGAGCUGACCGUUAGAUUCCUGAGCUAGAGGAAUACAUAACACAGGAAAAUCACAGAGCCACUGGCAGAGGAUGAGCGUGAGAGAACUGAAUUGCAACACAUACGCUGACCAGGAAGACACACGCAAAUCCUCCACUCACUGGCACUCAGAGACACGUCCACCACAUAUACACUUUACAAAGAAGAGAAGUCCUGCAGAUACCCGUGAGUGUAACCAUGGCCCAGGUGCAGUACGACUGUUCCACGGGGGAUCAUCCAAACAUCACCAAUUCAACAGCCUCUCCCGUGGGACAUGAGCAAAUUCAACUCCUGUUGCAGGUCUGCAAGGAAGCUAAGAAAUCUGCUUACUGUCCAUACAGUCGCUUCCCGGUGGGAGCGGCACUACUGACAUGUGAUGGGAAGAUCUUCUCUGGCUGCAAUGUAGAAAAUGCCUGCUACCCCCUGGGGAUAUGUGCUGAACGCACCGCCAUUCAGAAAGCCGUGUCAGAAGGGUACGUGAAUUUCAGAGCCAUGGCCAUUGCUAGCAACACUGAAGAGGACUUCAUCGUGCCCUGUGGGGCCUGCAGACAAGUAAUGAGAGAGUUCAAUAGAGACUGGGACAUUUACAUGACAAAGCCAGAUGGGACCUAUAUAGUCAAGACUCUUCAAGAGCUCCUUCCCCUGUCAUUUGGACCAGAAGAUCUGAAGAAGUUCUGAAGAGUAUGUGGAGCAUGUGAUCUGCAAUGGCACUAAAGAACCUCCAGACAAUCUUACGCUUUCUGUCUGCAGGACGAGAUUUAUUUCAGAUACUUCCCAACUCUUGUCUCCUAGGGAAUGUCAUUUAACUUCUGUAAGCCUCAGGGAACUCUAAUGAAAAUAAUUUCCAUUUAUACUAGGCCUGGAGAAGGGGUGGCAAGAACUAGAUCUGCCUCAUUGUGAAUCAGCCAAUCCCAAACGUUCACAAGUUCGGUUUAGCAGACAUGGCAGUAUGAUGUCAUGAUUAGAGCAGGUUGGGAAUUUGUCAACGAAACAUUUUGCAUGGGAAAACUCCAGUUCAUCAAACUAGUCACAUGACCACUCUGUGCCUCAGUUUCCUCACCUGAAUAAUGAUGCAUUAACCUUUUUCGCAAAGUGCUUUGAGAUGCUUGGGUGAGAAAUGCUUUUAUAGUGCUAAAUAUUAUUAUUGCUCAUAUUAAUGCAGUUACUCCAGCUUUAUACUGGUUUAACUGAGACCAGAAUCUGGCCUAAGAGUCUCAUAUAAGGUCAGAAUGUAAGUUCUAAUAUCCUAGAGAGGGUCCACAUUAUUCUGAAACAUAUUAUUCAAACAAAUGGGCCAAGUGAACCUUCUUCCCCACAUCUUCCUACCUCAAGCUAUAUGCUGUACAUUUAUUUACUAGUGAUUAGAGAACAACCAAAUUAAAGAUUCACUGAGUUCUGGUUUGGCCCCAGAUCUCAUUUUAUGCAAACCUCGAAAGUUCCGAUGGAGAAUUUAACACAUAGUUUUAAUUCUGGCUCAUCACUACUGUUGAUCAAAAUUGCACAGAUCAAUAAAUCAUACAAAUGCAGGAAUUCCAUAAUGUCAAGUAGUUAUUUGUAAAGAUAAGAAGAAAAACUAAAUAAGAGAGAAGAGAAACUAAAGGUUUAAUAAAUCCAAAGUAGACUCUCUUGUUCGUCUAUGAAGCAGGUUAUUAGUAAGCAACAGCCUAUAGUAAAAUGUAUCAGAGGGGUAGCCGUGUUAGUCUGGAUCUGUAAAAGCAGCAAAGAAUCCUGUAGUGCCUUACAGACUAACAGAUGUUUUGAAGGGGGGCAUACUUCGACUCCUUCUGUGCUCGGCCCUUGUGGAAGGCAGGUGACCGGUUUUCGAAAGGCACCGUGACGUCUACCAGGAGGACCUUCUUCUUUGCAUCUGACAAAGUGGGUAUUCACCCACGAAACCUCAUACUCCAAAAUGUCUGUUAGUCUAUAAGGUGCUACAGGAUUCUUUGCUGCUUUUAUAGUAAAAUGGGCAUUUUAGAUUAUGCUGUUUAUUGUCACUUAAUUUUCCACACUUUGUGAACAUCCUCUUCUUUGUUACCCUGAUUUUUCUUGAUUUAUUUUUUCUCUGAGAGAAUGGAUGGGAAAGGGAAUGUAGUGGUGAGAACCGGACAAUACUAUAACAGUUCUGUCUCCAGAGUAAUAUGAUGUUAUGACUGUGCUACAUUAGGCACAAGGAAAUGAUCUGAAUUGAACAAAAAUGAGUUAAUUUUUCUAAUCCUGCAGCACUGUUGGUUAUUUACAUGUUAUUGUAAAUGUCCAAACAGAAUAAAUGUAGUCACUAAUUCUA